This is a messenger RNA of Diplodia corticola, 318 nucleotides long. RefSeq names its product 60s ribosomal protein l33. Lineage: Eukaryota; Fungi; Ascomycota; Dothideomycetes; Botryosphaeriales; Botryosphaeriaceae. Bases 1 to 318 code for a protein of 105 amino acids. The transcript has 3 exons. Gene Ontology annotation, molecular function: structural constituent of ribosome. Gene Ontology annotation, biological process: cytoplasmic translation; ribosomal large subunit biogenesis. The record is from RefSeq and is a predicted model, not a curated record. Gene Ontology annotation, cellular component: cytosolic large ribosomal subunit; ribosome.
AUGCUGAGACUUUCCAACUUUAGGGGCCGCCACCUCAGCUACCAGCGCGGCAAGCACACCCAAAACCCCAACACCAGCCUGAUCAAGAUUGAGGGCGUCGAGAACUCCGAGGAGGCCGCUUUCUACAACGGCAAGCGCGUCGCUUUCGUCUACCGCACCAACAAGGAGAUCCGCGGCACCAAGAUUCGCGUCAUCUGGGGCAAGGUCACCCGCCCCCACGGCAACUCCGGCGUCGUCCGCGCCCAGUUCAGGAACAACCUUCCCCCCAAGUCCUUCGGUGCUUCCGUCCGCAUCAUGCUCUACCCCUCUUCGAUAUAA